AUGGCCAACCCUCCCCACGCGACCAGCACAAAUGUUACAAGUCCAAGAAGCGACGAGGACAACAGCUCUCCGUCAGAGACAACGGCAAAGGGCGUCAGCCAUGCCGAAUCUGCGCGCCCAAGACCCUCUGCCGUAGACGAAGAGCUCUACUCUGUCCCAGACGAGUAUAGCAACCUCGACGAAGUCGCAGCUCCUUGGCCUGUUGAAAACGUCGCCGAUGGUCCCGUCUACCGUCAUUCAAGCCUCGAGGCCGUGCGCAGCCACGAGCAACAAUGGCGUGCAAGACGCUCACAGGAGUUGCCCGAACCGCCAUCAGAAGCGGAAGCUCGCAAGGAAAUUGUGUCCAAAUUUCUCACCAAACUAUACACCCUAUCAUACUUGGUCUUCUUCGCGUUGAUGGGCACGCUGGCGCGACUAGGUCUGACGGCUCUAACACAUUACGUCGGUACGCCCGUAAUUUUUCCCACCAUCUGGGCAAACUUUGGCGGUAGCCUCGUCAUGGGUUUCCUCGCCGAGGAUCGAAUGUUGUUCCGGCAUGAAUGGGGGACGCCGACGUACGAUCGGGCUCUUGCCCGUGCCAAGGCGCAGAAUCAUGAGCAGAGCGCGUCGUCCACAUCGGACUCAAUGCCGGCGCCUGAUAUUGCCAGCGCAAAGAAGCAACAUGUCGCGACCAAAAAGACGAUUCCCCUGUACAUUGGGUUGGCGACUGGGUUUUGUGGAAGUUUUACCAGUUUCUCAGCUUUUAUCCGCGAUGUGUUUCUGGCCAUGUCGAAUGACCUGGUGACGCCGGCAUCUGGGACGGAGACUCAAAGUCGGAACGGGGGAUACUCCUUCAUGGCCAUGUUGGCGGUCAUCAUCACGACCGUGGGACUGUCGUUGGCAGCGCUGGUCUUUGGCGCGCACCUGGCCAUCGCCACGGAGCGAAUCGUCCCUUCGAUACCCUUCCCAAUUACGCGAAGACUCCUGGAUCCCUUGUUCGUCCUGCUGGGAUGGGGAUGCUGGCUUGGUGCCGUCUUCAUGUGCAUCUUUCCUCCGCACGAUCGGUGGCGGGGACAAGCCACGUUUUCCCUGGUAUUUGCGCCUCUUGGGUGCCUGGCCAGGUUCUAUCUCUCCAUCUAUUUGAAUGGUAAAGUCGCCGCGUUUCCCCUGGGAACGUUUGCCGCCAACGUCAUCGGUACUGCUGUGCUUGGCAUAGCGUGGGAUAUUGCGCACGUUCAGAUCGGCGGCAUCGUUGGAUGUCAGGUGCUGCAGGGCGUAGAGGAUGGAUUCUGCGGCUGCUUGACGACGGUGUCUACGUGGGUUGCGGAGCUGAAUAGUUUGCGGAGGAGAAACGCGUAUACAUAUGGCGCGACGAGUAUUGUGGUCUCGUUUGCCAUCAUGGUGCUCGUUCUUGGAGGCUUGAGGUGGACUGACGGCUGGUCUGCCCUGGUCUGCUAG
Metarhizium album ARSEF 1941 is the source of this 1437-nucleotide messenger RNA. RefSeq names its product Camphor resistance CrcB protein. The record is from RefSeq and is a predicted model, not a curated record. Gene Ontology annotation, molecular function: fluoride transmembrane transporter activity. Gene Ontology annotation, biological process: fluoride transmembrane transport. The coding region runs from base 1 to 1437 and encodes 478 amino acids. Gene Ontology annotation, cellular component: membrane. The transcript has a single exon. Lineage: Eukaryota; Fungi; Ascomycota; Sordariomycetes; Hypocreales; Clavicipitaceae.